AUCCUCCCACACUCUAGGAAUCGAGUCCCGCUGCCACCACACCCUCCGGGUUGAGCCGCGGUUCCAAGGCGGGCCAGUGCGUACCGCAAGACACGCGUCCGGUCAGAAUACGGAUGCCAACAGCUCGAACAGACCAAAAUCUAAGAGACGUAGCUCUCCACCAAUCAGCGUCCUUGCCUUACCACAUUUCCUAAAAGAGAGGAUAAGAGAAACUACCUCCCUUUUGAUACUCUCGUGCUCCAACAGAAACCAGUGAUCUGCUGAAAAUUUGAAGAAUUAAUUAACUUUUCCGCCACCAUGCCGGCGGCUCUCCGGUACCUUGUCCUCUUCACGCCCAAGGCAUCAUCAUCACCGUCGUCGUCCCCGUCUUUGAGCAGCAGGAAGCUCAAUCUCUCUUCAAAGCCCGCUCUGCUCCAGUGCCCGCAGCUCCAGGAGAUUCCCCUCAACUUCAAAGAGAAGGUGCUGUGCCUGGAGCUCAUGGGAGUGGACGCCGGCAGGGCUCUGUCCGUCAACCCCUCGCUCCAUUCCGCCUCCCUCGACUCCAUCCACUCCAUCGUCUCCUUCCUCCAGAGGAAGGGCAUCCAACAGAAGGACAUGGCGAGGAUCUUCGGCAUGUGUCCCCGGAUUCUGACGUCAGACAUCCAGAACGACCUGAACCCGGUCUUCGAGUUCUUAUCCGACGACCUCCAUGUCCCGGACAAGAGCUUCAGGAAGGUGAUCAACAAGUGCCCCCGGCUGCUGGUGUCCAGCGUCCGGAACCAACUCAAGCCGGCGCUUAUCUACUUGCAGAGGCUGGGCAUCAACAACAACGAGGCGCUGGCGUACCAGGACCCCGUCCUCCUUGUUUCCAGCGUCGAGAACACGCUGAUCCCCAAGAUCCGGUUCCUGACGAGCCUGGGUUUCUGCUAUGAGGAUGUUGUGGGGAUGGUGGUGAGGUGCCCGAGUCUCCUCACCUUCAGCGUCGAGAACAAUUUCAAGCCCAAGUUCGAGUACUACCUGGAGGAGAUGAAGGGGAGCCUGGAAGAACUGAAGGGGUUUCCUCAGUAUUUUGCGUUUAGCCUGGAGAAGAGGAUAAAGCCCAGGCACAGGCAGAUACAGGAUGCUGGGACUAAGCUUCCUAUAUCGGUUAUGUUGAAGACUAGUGACCAGGAGUUCACAGAAUUGGUGAACAAGGCCAUGGCUGUUGCCACUGAUUAAUUGACCUGAUCAAGUUUGAUCUUGAUCGUGAACCAGCUCCCUGAUUUUGAUUUGCCUUUCCGUCAUGCUAUCUAUAGUACUUGAUUCAUAUCUUGGCCAACCGUUAAACUGAAUGUAAAUAAAUUCAUAUCUUUAUAGUUUAUAGUACUAUUCUUUCGCCCCUUUUAA
Messenger RNA from Nymphaea colorata (pocket water lily), 1365 nucleotides. RefSeq names its product transcription termination factor MTEF1, chloroplastic. The transcript has a single exon. Bases 298 to 1197 code for a protein of 299 amino acids. NCBI's taxonomy places the organism in Eukaryota, Viridiplantae, Streptophyta, Magnoliopsida, Nymphaeales, Nymphaeaceae. Gene Ontology annotation, biological process: regulation of DNA-templated transcription. Gene Ontology annotation, molecular function: double-stranded DNA binding. The record is from RefSeq and is a predicted model, not a curated record.